Messenger RNA from Amphiprion ocellaris (clown anemonefish), 1957 nucleotides. RefSeq names its product coagulation factor XIII B chain-like. Bases 138 to 1826 code for a protein of 562 amino acids. The record is from RefSeq and is a predicted model, not a curated record. The transcript is spliced from 10 exons. Lineage: Eukaryota; Metazoa; Chordata; Actinopteri; Pomacentridae.
UUUCAGCCCAACACUGUCCACUGAUUCAUGUGGACAGUAAUGUCCAGCUGAUUGGAGAUCCAGAAAGAGCAAACUAUGGCAGUGUAGUUCGUUUUAGAUGCAAGUCAAGCUUUGAAUUCCUGGAAGGGUCUGCAGAGAUGUAUUGUGAUCAAAAUGGGCAGUGGAUUGGGACGGAACCAAAAUGCACAGAAGGAAUAAAAUGUAGAGCCCCCGUGAUUGCAAAUGGUGUGGUGCUUGGAGAUGUCCAAGAGUACAAAGAAAAUCAAGUCCUGCAUUAUCAGUGUGAUCCUCAAUACAAGCGUGCUGAAGAAAGACAAUCAAAAUGCACAAAAGUGGGAACAAAAGCAGAGUGGAGUCCCACACCUGCAUGUGAAUCAAUAAAAUGUGAAGUGAAACUGCCAGCACUUGAAGGAACACGAUAUGAACCUGCUUUCAGAAAUGUGUUUUUACCUGGUGACACACUCAGAGUUCUCUGUGGAGAGAAACACUGGAUUGUGGACCAUCAGACCACCUCAGCAGAGACAACUUGUCAAAGUGAUGGAAAGUGGAGCAUCAGGCCACUCUGCCACGAGGUCAUAUGCAGCAGUCAACGAGACCCACAUCUGUACAGCUGGGGUGUCUAUUGGUAUGAUCAGAAAAGACUAGGUGACUCUGCAUAUUACAGGUGUCGAAAUGGCUAUCAGAGUACAAGUAGAAACAAUCAGGCCACUUGCACCAGAGAUGGAUGGACACCAAAACCACUGUGUCGAGGAACAUACUGUACCAAACUCAACAUUGAAAACGCAGAAAUUUCCUACAACUCCAGGGACCGUUACUAUCACAAUGAACGAGUCCAGUACACUUGCAUGAACGGCAAUAAAAACACUUUUACUAUUACCUGUAUUCGAGGUGAUUGGACAGGAAUAAAGAGCUGUUCAGAGUGUCAAAAAGCUGACGUGCCAUAUGGAUUUAUUGUUGGUCCAUACCAAGACAAGCUGUACUACACCUGUAAUGAUGGUUAUAAGCUUUCCACCAAAGGCUGGUGGGGUGAAGCCAGAUGUAUUGGUGGUGUUUGGUCUGGACUCAACCAGUGUAUUGACAAAGGACUUUGUGGAGAAACUCCUGUGAUUCCUAAUGGGAAAGUAAACCCCCAAGUUAAUAGAGGAGCCCGGACUUCAGAGAUUAUUUGCAAUGAAGGAUACUAUGCUCAGAAUAACCUCUUAAUUUGUCACAACGGAAAAUGGCUUCUAGCUGGACCUGGAUUAUCACUCGAAACAAUCUGUGAACCAACCGCUGUUCACUGCAGUCCCCCUCCUAAAAUUCAGAAUGCUGUGGUUUUGUCUUCAUAUCAGAAGGAGUACUUGUCUGACUCUGAAGUAACUUAUCAGUGUCGUGAUAACUUUACAGUGGAGGGAGAAGACACAAUUAGAUGCAAUGCUGGCCAGUGGGAGGAGAAAAACAUCACAUGUAUACUUCCUGAGGGUUGUGGGAUACCGCCAACUCUUGCAGAUGGAGACACCAAGGAAACUGUUCAAAUCCAGUACAGACAUAAUGAAAAGGUUGAAUACCUCUGUCAGAAUCUUUACCAAAUGGAGGGUGGGCCAUUCAGGACCUGCAAAAAUGGUGAAUGGAUUGGACAGAUGAGAUGCCUCAAGCCCUGUACUGUGGAUGAAGAUGUCAUGGGAAUACACAAUAUUAGGUUUAAAUUUAGUAAUGAAAAAAAGCUGUACGUACCCCAUAAUGAUGUAAUUGACUUCUCAUGUAUCUAUGGAACAAGACGUGUCGACAGAGUGGGAAUGCGUCAGACGUGUAUUGAUGGUGUGAUGAACUUCCCCACCUGCGUGUGAAGUUUUUUAAUCAGCUGGAUGUGAUAAAUCAGAGCACACAAGCAUGAUGACAUCCAACAUCAAGAGUAAGAGCAGUUAUGUAUUUUACUUCUGUGUGUGCUCAUUUUAAUAAAAGUAUAUAUACACCCUCA